AUGCCUGCGAAAAAGAAGGCACUUUCAGAGAAGACCAGCAAUACUCAUAACGUAGCUGCUCCAACAAAUGGGAUUCAGAUGUCGACUGCUGCGAAAAAGAUGUUCGCAGAGAAGGGCAUCGAUAUUCCUACCGCAACUGUACGACGAAGUUUUCUGAAGUCGUUAUUUACUUGCACCCUCGCCGACAAGAUGCGCACAGGAAUCUUCAUCCAAGAAGCGUAAAAUCAGCGACUGCGAAGAAAUCAGUAUCGAUGACGAACGCUGCUAUGACGUAGACAUCAGCUGCGAUGCCGUCCGCAACAAGGUCCGCAAAUACCUCGAGACGGGCGAAAUGACAGUCGGCCAGUUCCAAAAGGUAAUUGAGGUCAACUCAGCUCCCUACAACAACUUCAUGCGACAAGCCGGCGCUCAUAAAGGAGAGCAAUCAAGCGUAUACCCCAAGGCCUUGGCAUUCUUCAAACAUCGCGAAUUGAACGGCAUCAAGCCCCCCAAGAAGCCCAAGGUCGUGAAGGAAGCCGCCAAAGCCAAGGAGGAAGAGUACGACGUCACGGACCGCGAUAAACUUGAGGGCGAGACCGAAAAUGCCGUCAAGGUUUACGAUACGUGUGAUGUUGCCCGAAAACACAUCAAUGAGCUUAUCAAUAAACAACAUGUCUCCAAGGCCUUCCUUAUGAAUCAGUUCAAAGCAUGCUUUUCAGAUGAUCGAAAGAUAUCGGCCAGUCAAUUCAACGCAUUUCUCUCGAAGAUAGGUCCGAAUGCGGGAAACCGAGCCGCGGUUUUUUAUGCUGCCUAUGUCUACUUUGAAAAACUUCGAAUCAAGCAGGAUAAGCCAAAGACGGGGUUCCGAGAGGAGAUGGAGAAGAAGCAUAAGCGUGGCUUUGAUCUGGAAACUAAUCAUGAUAACGGCUAUAAGAUACACAUCUCACAGCGUGUUGUUGUGAACCAAUAUGGUGAAGUCGGGAUUGAAAAAAGGUGAAAUAGGGGUUCUAGUGACUGUUGCUACUUUUGUAAUGGUGUUACAUCAGAACAUCUCUCAACUUUUGAGAGCUCAGGCUGAGUGACUUUUCGGUCGCGUUUGCUGGGAGGAGUUACAUUUGUAAAGUUCAUCUUCUGGAUUUCAAUUACUCAUUGGGGUCUAUGCUCCAGAUAAGUCUUUUGUACAUACACUACUGGCGAUUUGAGGAAAACCUAG
Hymenoscyphus albidus is the source of this 1192-nucleotide messenger RNA. Lineage: Eukaryota; Fungi; Ascomycota; Leotiomycetes; Helotiales; Helotiaceae. The record is from the annotation of a GenBank genome assembly.